Necator americanus (New World hookworm) is the source of this 447-nucleotide messenger RNA. RefSeq lists its product as uncharacterized. Lineage: Eukaryota; Metazoa; Nematoda; Chromadorea; Rhabditida; Ancylostomatidae. Bases 1 to 447 code for a protein of 148 amino acids. Gene Ontology annotation, cellular component: membrane. The transcript is spliced from 3 exons. The record is from RefSeq and is a predicted model, not a curated record.
AUGAAUUUUCUACUUCACCUUGUUGUAGCUAUUUUUUGUUGUUUCCGAAGUUGUUUCCGAAUGAUUGAAAGAAGUCAUCGAGGGUUUGGUCACAUUUCCUGCAGCAGCGUAUGCGAUAUCGUCAAGAUAGGAGGCCGAUUAGCCAAACUGUGGCCGUCCAGCGUUAUCGUUCCCACGCUAGUCUCCGCAUUUGUACUGCUGACACAGGAAACACAUCAAGUUGACACAACAUCAACGAGCACUUUGGGAUCAGCCACUCGCCGUAUUCAUGCAUUGGGGCUGCUGCAGCCACUUGGUGCUCAACUUGUUCCUAACCUCAUUCGUAUGGAUUCUUGGUAUAGGACACGCAUGGGUGAUUAUAUUCGUAUCGGUUGUGACCACAUGGCAAGACAACAUAGUGGAAUUUGUGAAAGAAUUCCAAGCAAAUCCAAAAGUGUCUGCGAAUGA